This is a messenger RNA of Scheffersomyces stipitis CBS 6054, 672 nucleotides long. Its product is annotated as 5'-deoxynucleotidase. Gene Ontology annotation, cellular component: cytoplasm. The annotation marks the transcript as partial. Gene Ontology annotation, molecular function: 5'-deoxynucleotidase activity. The transcript has a single exon. The record is from RefSeq and is a predicted model, not a curated record. Lineage: Eukaryota; Fungi; Ascomycota; Pichiomycetes; Serinales; Debaryomycetaceae.
ACUACAGAAAACAUCUGGAAGCCUGACACUGCCGUUCCAGAACAUAUCCGUAAGCUCUUGGUACCUUCAGGUCCGAACCACAGCGUUAACUAUAUUCUUGCUUUUGUUCAGAUAGUCAGACUCUUGAAAACCCAGAAGAGAACUGGUUGGGUUGACCGUGGAAUUCCGGCAGAAAAAGUCGAAAGCAUCAGUGACCACAUGUAUCGGAUGUCUAUCAUCUCGAUGUUCAUACCGAACGAGAACAUUGACAUCAGUAAGUGUGUGAAAAUCGCCUUGGUGCACGACAUUGCUGAAUCGUUGGUAGGUGAUAUCACUCCAUUUGGAGGAGUCACCAAGGCUGAAAAGCACCGUCGUGAAUUGGAAUCGAUUCAGUACUUGUCUGAGAUCAUCAAGCCAUACAAUGAAAGGUUCUCCAAAGAAAUCUUGGAGUUGUGGUUGGACUACGAAGAAAUCAGGACCAUCGAAGCCAGGUACGUUAAGGACAUAGACAAGUACGAGAUGAUCCAACAGGCUUGGGACUAUGAACAGGACUUCGGCCUCACAUAUGAUUUGAGUGAGUUCUAUGAUUCAAGAACCGCCAUAGUCUCGAAGGAAAUCGGCGAGUUAUGUGACGAGGUCAUCAGACAGAGAAACGAACACAUCGAGGCAUUGAAAUCGAAAGCUUCCAGCUAG